Messenger RNA from Aspergillus udagawae, 837 nucleotides. RefSeq lists its product as uncharacterized. The record is from RefSeq and is a predicted model, not a curated record. The transcript has a single exon. Lineage: Eukaryota; Fungi; Ascomycota; Eurotiomycetes; Eurotiales; Aspergillaceae. The coding region runs from base 1 to 837 and encodes 278 amino acids.
AUGGCCAACAUCGUCACCCGCCCCCUCAGCAUCUUCCGCAAAAACGACUCCUCCAAGCCCCAGUCGCAGCUGCAAUCACAUUCACUACACACCAGAUGGGGCGACGCAGCCAUCUCCGCGCCAACAGACGGCUCCUGGAACCAGUACACUACCUUUACCCCUCACCAAUCUUCCUCCUCGACCCGCAGGAGCAAGAGCAAGAACAAGAACAAUAGCAAGAAUGAGAGCAUGGGCAAGCCAGCCUAUGAAGUGGAAUAUGUGCCUCGCACGCAUCAACUCAUCGAGCCACGCCCAAGCUCAACCUCGACCUCCUUGUCACGGCGUCUCUCUAUACGUCUAACGCCUAGAUCAAAGAGCUCCCACACGGACUGUGACACAACCGAACGCCAACCCCUCGUCGAGCGACGGGCUCAGUUCGCCUACAAACCCAUCCGCCAGGAUUAUCUCAGCGAAGUUGCCGAAAAGACACCAUCGGCGCCUCGAAUCACCGUCAACAGCGUCGACAAGCGGUCUGCAUCUCCAUCUCCUGCUUCGUCGCUGGAGCCGACGCCGUCGCCGUCAUCGUCGCGGUUCCGGUAUAUCCCUGCCUGCCCGCGGUACGAGGAGGAAUUCGCUCGCUCGCGCUUAUCUCGCGCGUACUCGGUCUCCUCAGGAGGUAGUCUCCACGCUGGAGACGAUGGGAACUGGGAGGAGGGCUUCAAACAUACCUGUGAGCGCGUGGACUCCGGCUCCGGCUCUCGGAGGAGUAGUUCGUCAGCGUCGGCGGCGAAGAAGCGUGUCUCCGCCAGACGCAUGACCAUGACUAUGGUGCCUGAUGCGGAGGAAAUCUAUGGAUGA